AUGGUGCUCUUGGGUAAACUUAUAACUGAACUUGGUAUCAAAACAAAGGCUGAAAGGUUUUACAAACUAUUUCAAUCAGAACUUCACGAAGUUCAAAACCAUUGUGAAAGAAUUCAUCAUACCAAGUUACAUGAAGGUGAAGACUGGCAUGACACUGAAACAGUUAAACACUGGACAUAUGUCAUAGGUGAUGAGGUACACACAUGUUAUGAGAGUAUUGAAGAAGUUGAUGAAGAGAACAAAAAGAUGACGUGGAAGGUGUUUGGUGGAGACAUUGGUAAGCACUAUAAGGUGUUUAAGCUGAUCCUUGAAGUAAGUGAUAAGGCUGAUGGUACCGCUGCUGUUAAAUGGACAAUCGAAUAUGAGAAAAUCAAUAAGGAUAUUGAGCCUCCAAAUGGAUGGAUGGAAUACCUUGGCAAAUGUACUAGAGACAUUGAUGCUAAUCUUUCCAAAGUAAGGGCCGCUCGAAAGAAUUGA
Vicia faba (fava bean) is the source of this 477-nucleotide messenger RNA. The record is from the annotation of a GenBank genome assembly. Lineage: Eukaryota; Viridiplantae; Streptophyta; Magnoliopsida; Fabales; Fabaceae.